ACAACUGAGAGACGAACUCAUGUGCUUGUGUUGACACUCCGUUAGUUUGACAGCUGGUGUUUUUGCACUUUAGUUUCUGUAACGACAUGUCAUCUGUACUGGCAUUUCCAUAUGCUCCUCAGCAAGCGUGGGGGAUGGUAUUUGCGAAGGUAAAAAGAGCGGUGGUCUUUAUGGACGAUGCGUGUGCCGAGAGUUUGCAUUGGACCGGAGGGGCGGUGAAGUUAUUCGAAGCUGGGGCUGUGGAUGUCAAGGCAUUUUCAAGCUUCGAAGCCGGAGCCGCGAACCAGCCGAAAGCCGUAUUCGUGGUGAGCACUUUAUUGAAAGGGAAAACUGCUGACGUGAUUAAAGACAUUAUCAGCCUCAGCGCCUUCCGGUACAGCAUUGUAAUCACGGCUGUCGCUCACUCUGUGCAUCUAUUCGCCAGCAAUAUCAGCGUGGAAGCUGAAGGGUACCCCUUGUUCGAGCAGUUUGAAGAAAAGCUCUGCGAAUGGAUGGGAAACAUGAAUUACACAGCUGAGGUGAUGCACGCCUCCCUGCUCUUCUGCCCGCUAUCCUCUCAUUUGCUUUCAACUCCUGCACUUAGUCGUCUCUUCCCCCUCAUUCCCGAAGAUGUAAAUUCGAUCAAUAGGACCCGUCCUGAUAAAAAGAAAUUCACCAGUUUCACGGAUGUUGAUUUUGGUUCUUUGCCUGAUGAACUACAAAUUUCAAUUAGAGUCCUCGUCUCAAGUCUCAGUGCAAUGCUAGACAUCUUGAGCAUAAAGGAAGAAUGCUUUGCUGUAGGGCCCACCAGUCGAAUAAUUGCUAGCGAGCUAGCAAAUAGUCUUCAUUGUAAAAACAGAAGAAAGGUAGCACAAAACAAGGCUUCCUUGCUGUUCAUUGACAGAACACUAGACUUGACAGGUCCUGUUGGCCACCAUGGUGACAGCCUGGCAGAGAAGAUUUUAUCAACUCUUCCUUCAUUACCAGGUCACAAUAGUGAUGUUAUGGUUGAUAUGAUGGAACUAACUUGCCUUCGCUGUGAUGAAGAAACCAGGAAUAUCAUUGCUCCAGGCUGUUUAGCCCAACCAAAUGAUCCUGCUGCCAGUGUCCUUUGGGAGUCAAUGUUAAACCUGAAACACAAGGAGGGGGUAAUGGAGGUCAGGAGACACCUAGUGGAGACUGCCAGUAAAGAGAAUCUGCCCAUUAAGAUGACUCUAGGCCGAGUUACACCUGAACAGCUCAGUUCCUACAUUCUUCUUUUUAAAAACAACUUUAGAGCACUAGAGGACCAUUGUGGCAUUCUUCAGCUAUCCCUGGCCACAGUACAAACGAUAAAACACCCUGAUUUCUGCAAGAGUGACUCUUUUCUUGCAUUUGAGCGACUGCUAUUACAGGUGCUUGGAGAUUCUGGUUUACACAUUGUCUUGCGACAAAUGCUGCCAAUGAUCAAAACCAAAAAAGAGAGAAGAAAUGAAGACCUUAAUGGAAGUGAUAUACUGGUUCUACUUGUUUACAUUUAUUCACUGACUAAUGAGAUUUUGGAGAGCAGUCAGCUAGAUGAAGCAGAGUGGGAAGUGAAGAAGGCUUUGGUGAAUGUGAUACAUGAUGAGAUUAGUUCUUGUCCGCUACUACAGAGGAUUACAGGAUGCUCUUCCUUUUCUGAAAUGACAUCUGAGAAGAGCCAGAUUGUUGUGGAUAAGAUGUUUGAAACCCUGAGAGGGAUUACAAGAAACAGAGCACAUCUGAAGCAGUUAAGAUCUGUGUACACUCCAGGGGACAACGUGCACCAGGGGACAUACAAACCAAUGCUGAAGCAAAUUGUAGAAGAAAUCUACAGAGUGGACCGGUCUGAACCUUCGGAUAUUGAGCAUAUGUCUGCAGGCCUUACAGAAUUGUUAAAAACUGGAUUCAGCAUGUUUAUGAAGGUGAGCCGUCCCCACCCCAGUGACCAUCCAGUUUUGAUCCUCUUUGUGGUGGGAGGAGUAACACCCUCAGAAGGACGUUUGAUUAAAGAGAUAGUUAGUUCACAGAAACUGGCCACUCAGGUUGUAGUGCUCACCACCAGACUGCUGAGACCCACGGAUAUUCCUGAGCUCCUGUUUGCCACAGACCGGCUGCACCCAGACAUCGGAGUCUAAGCCAAGUGAAAUACCAAAAAACAAGACGAUGCUGUCAAGAGAAUCUUGUGUGUCUUUACAUCUCUUCUAUUCAAAUAGGAUAAUUUUCUUUUAUUAGAAGGCAGGACAUGAAAAUAAAUGGAAAUCAUUGUAAUUUUGGUUGUGUCCUUUUAAAAUAGAUAGGUGGAAUUUUUCUUUUAUGCACAGUAGGUGUCCAUUUUUACAGUAACCAAGACAAAGCAUGCAUCAUUAUUUCUACUUUUAGAAUAAUUUAUGUUUGAAAGUGUAUUAUAGGUAGCAUGGUAGCUGAGUGGUUAGAGUUACUACCUCACAUCUCCAGUGUUGUGAGUUCAAAUUGUACCUGGUGGGAAGUAGGCACAUUCUGCCUGUGUCUUUGUGAGCUUCCCCAUAGUUAUUUCAGCUUCCUUCUCUAAAUGUGAGUAAGUUUGACUAUAUGAAUGAAUGUGCCCUUCUGAUUGGCUGCCCCCCUCUCCAUUGUUGGUUCCUGCCUUGUGCCUGAUGUUAUUGGGAAAGGCACCCUGGCAUGAACUGCAUAAGAUUUGAAAAUGGAUGGAGAGAAGGAUUUAAGCUUAUGUACUGAUUCAGCGAAUUUAAGUCUAAUAAAUUAAUGAAAAUUGAGGCAGACAUUCCUUUGAAACUUCUACAAAUAGUAGCAGAACUACGAGAAAAAAAAACAAAGCCAGGGGAUGCUUGAUUAACAAAAAUAAGCAUAUUGUAUUUUUAUUCUGUGGCAGUAAUCGGGUAUUCACUGGUACCUCGACUUCACUUUAAGACACAUUGGGUUUAAAAAUUCCUUUGCCUUAGAUGGAAAAUAUUAGGCUUUCAGAAAGCUCACAUCUGUUCAGCAGACUGCAGUAAAGAAAUCCAGCAGAUUACAUUAGUCGAAAAUAUUUAGAAUUUGCCCUCUUCCUUUUUUAAUAAUAAAAAUGUUCACUUUGAUUAAAAA
Molecule: messenger RNA, 3063 nt
Organism: Polypterus senegalus (gray bichir)
Lineage: Eukaryota; Metazoa; Chordata; Cladistia; Polypteriformes; Polypteridae
Gene: scfd2
Product: sec1 family domain containing 2
Exons: 9
Coding region: 87-2117 (676 amino acids)
Biological process (GO): vesicle-mediated transport; intracellular protein transport
Source: RefSeq, a predicted model, not a curated record